CUGUCAAUCACAACACUCGAGUUCUCCAGCUCAACAAGACUUUUAUUGACUUGCACAAGCAUCGUUGCCCAGCGUUUUGUAAGAUGAAGUUCCUUUUCGUGGUCGCUCUUAUCGCCUUGGCCAUUCAGUUGGCUUAUUCUGCAAGUGGUUCUGAAGAUACUGCCACUACUACCACUGCUGCCACCACUACGACAACCACAGCGGCAACAACGACAACAUCGGCGUCGGCAACCACCUCGACCACUGCCGCAUCCACCCACAAGAAGCGUUGUUGGAAGGGCAACAACUGGUGCCACACACGCAUCCCGAAUAAGAAGUGCAAGCACCCCAAAAGGUGCCACAAAACCGUCGUGAUUGUGACCCGCAGGAAGAACUAAGAGACAACUUUUUUAAUUUCAACAUAAAUAUCUAGAAAAAGAUUUAGUCCUUUUUAUAUUCUUUUCUGGCUGGAUUUUCUAUUAUUAUGUCAAUAAAAUUCCCUCAACGAGUUUUGCAAAUUAAUAAAAUUAAAACUAUUCAUUUAAAA
Messenger RNA from Drosophila elegans, 526 nucleotides. Its product is annotated as protein new-glue 1-like. The transcript has a single exon. The record is from RefSeq and is a predicted model, not a curated record. Lineage: Eukaryota; Metazoa; Arthropoda; Insecta; Diptera; Drosophilidae. Bases 84 to 377 code for a protein of 97 amino acids.